GAACUUGCACAAUUGGUGGCUGACUAAAUACUUUUUUCCCCCACUGUACAUCAUCCAGGUCCAGACAAGCGACAUCAGAGGCGUGGGCACUGAUGCCAACGUGUUCCCGAUAGUGUAUGGGGAUUACGGGGACAGUGAAGGAGGCCGGUAGCAGGAACAAGUUUGAGCGGAAGUCGAAAGACAUGUUCCGCUUCCCAGACAACCUCAGCCUGGGACAGCUGUCCAAGAUCCGCGUGUGGCACGACAACAAGGGUCCUGCCCCGCGUUGGCACCUGGAGUACAUUGAUGUGAGAGAUGAGACCAUGGACCAGAAUUUCCUUUGCCCAUGUGACCACUGGCUGGCCAAGAAUGCAGACGACGGGCAGAUCAUGAGAGAGCUGGCCUGUGCCAACAAUGACACCCUGGACUUCAGUGACAAGACCAAUGAGUUCACCUCUGACCCUGAUGUAGGCUAGUGAUGAAAUGACCAAACAUUUUGGAUGAAUGAAGAUGUCCCACUGGGCACAGAUGUCAGUUCAAUGUCUAGUUUUGAUUUAGAUUUGGUUGUCAACUAACCUGAAUGCAACAUGAAAUGUACCCAAGAAA
Coregonus clupeaformis (lake whitefish) is the source of this 585-nucleotide messenger RNA. Its product is annotated as lipoxygenase homology domain-containing protein 1. Gene Ontology annotation, molecular function: protein binding. The transcript is spliced from 3 exons. The record is from RefSeq and is a predicted model, not a curated record. NCBI's taxonomy places the organism in Eukaryota, Metazoa, Chordata, Actinopteri, Salmoniformes, Salmonidae. The coding region runs from base 117 to 455 and encodes 112 amino acids.